GCGUCAAAAAGCUUGAAACAGCGAGUCCACUGCUCCGCUCUCUCUAAAGACCGAGAGUAGCAGAGAGAGAGAGAGAGAGAGAUGGCUGAUUCGAAGGUUGAGACUAUCUCGAGACUGGCUCAAUGGAGGAUCGAGAACUUUGGACCUUGCACUUUCAGAAAGUCCGAUCCUUUCAAGGUCGGAAUUUGGAAUUGGAACUUGUCAAUUGAGAAGAAUCGGUAUCUAUACAUUCGUCUCUUUCCAGAACCUUCUCGAGCUUCGAAAGAACAGCCUCCCAUCGCUAGAUUUGUUCUUCGAGUCUCCAAUACCGGCGCUAAUCGCAAACUCUACAUCUCUCCAAUUCAUGAGAGACUGCUGCGGACUAGUGAUGACUUUGUCUGGCCUGUUGAUUCCACCUUUCUUGGUCGCUUCAUCAUUGAUGUUGAGUUUUUGGACCUGAAGAUCUGUCCAACAAAUGGUGGGGAAGCCAGUUCCAUUUGGCCCAGUGAUGGAAUGAUGCAAUCUCUAGCAACCCAAAAUGCUCUUCGAUGCCUCUCUCGGAUGCUUGAUGAGGCUGUACAUACUGAUGUCACCAUCAAUGCUGCUGACGGCACGCUUAGAGCUCACAAGGCCAUACUCGCUGCAAGUUCACCCGUGUUCCAGAGCAUGUUCCUGCGCAACCUCAGUGACAAAGAAUCAUCCACAAUUGACAUACGAGACAUGUCUCAGGAGUCCUGCAUGGCUCUUCUCAGUUACUUGUACGGAACCAUAAAACAAGAGGAUUUCUGGAAGCACCGGCUGGCAUUGCUGGGGGCAGCGAACGACUACGACAUUGCGAACCUGAAAGACUCUUGCGAGGAAAGCCUCUUGGAGGACAUUAACUCAGGGAAUGUCCUUGAGCGGUUGCAGGAAGCAUGGAUUUACCAGCUUGACAAGUUGAAGAAAGGAUGCUUGAUGUACUUGUUUGAUUUUGGCAAGGUUUACGAUGUCAGAGAUGAGAUUACUAACUUCUUCAGGCAAGUAGACCGGGAACUGAUGUUGGAGAUGUUUCAGGAGGUGCUUACUGUCUGGAAACCAGCAUAAAUCUCCAUCAGGUGCUGUCAGAUAACUUAUUUUGUAUAUACAUACAUAUAUGCCAGUGGUUUGUAUAUGGCAUCUAAGGUUAUACUAUGUUGGAACGCAUAGUUUUGAGAUCAGCUGUUUUAUAUAGAGAAUGUGCCUUGUUCUAUUACCUGUUCUGGGUUUUGAAGUGUCCUGAUGCUCGUCAAUGUUCAGUAUCCUAAUGCUCGUCAAUGUUCAAUAUCAAACCUCUAAUUUGAAAUGGAAAAUAUAGCAUGACUGAUAUUUGCUUCA
Molecule: messenger RNA, 1332 nt
Organism: Camellia sinensis
Lineage: Eukaryota; Viridiplantae; Streptophyta; Magnoliopsida; Ericales; Theaceae
Product: BTB/POZ domain-containing protein At1g21780
Molecular function (GO): protein binding
Source: RefSeq, a predicted model, not a curated record